AUGAGCACAGUCAUUAGUAAUGACUCACAAUGGAUUCAAGAUGAAACAGAAAAAAUUCGUUCAUCUCUUUUAAAUGAAUUACAUCGCAUUGAACAUGAAGUUAAUGAAAAAUUUGUAUCAUUCAAAAAUGAUUUUGAUUUACGGCAACCGAAAACUAGAGAACGACCGGAACAAAAACCACCCAAUCGACAAAUAAAUGCAUCACGUACAUUUAUUCCUCGUAAUUCUAUUCUAACCGAUCUAUUUGAAACAUCGCAUAUUCGUGGUAUAAGAAAUAUGUUUGCUGCAAUGCUUUUGAUACUUGUUAUACAAGUGACAGUCAAUGAUUUGGUAGAACACGGCAGGAUAAAAUUAGAUUUUCAACUGAUUUUUGAAUGUUUUAACAAGUUACAUAUUGCUUUAUUUAUCUGGUUGAUUAUGCAAUUAUGUACUGCCGUAGUCGUUUUUAUGGGGUUUUAUUAUUGGGCUAGUCGUCGAAUUUUGUAUUGUGAUAGUGUCAAAAGAUUAAGAAUCUACGAUACAAUAUGGUUAUUUAUUUAUAUGUUCUAUAUAGUCUUAUUCUUAGUACUACCGUGUCGUGAAAUCGUUAAACAUCAAUUAGCUAUUGCUUCGUCAUUUAUUGUUUUACUCGAACAGCUCCGUCAAUUGAUGAAAACGCAUUCAUUCGUUCGCGAAAAUAUUGAAAACAUCCGUGCACAAUGUCAUUUAAUAAGUGAAGCCAAGACAAAUGAUAAUACUAACCGAGUCGAAUUAUCUUGUCCAGAUUUUUCUCACUAUUUAUAUUUUCUAUUUGCUCCAACAUUAAUCUAUCGUGAUAAAUAUCCUCGCAAUGCAGUUAUACAUUGGGAUUAUGUUUUACAAAUGUUUGGACAAGUAAUUGCAGCUAUAUUUUAUGUCUAUUACGUAGUUGUUCGCUUUUGUAUACCGACAUUUGCUAAUUUAAAUCAAAAUCAGAUAACACUGUCGAUAUUUACAUCUGUUUUAUUUAAUUCAAUUAUGCCUGGAAGUCUUUUUCUAUUAUUGGGUUUCUAUGGAUUUUUGCACUGUUGGCUCAAUGCCUUCGCAGAAAUGCUUCGAUUUGCUGAUCGAAUGUUCUAUAAAGAUUGGUGGAAUUCAACUUCAUUUGCAGCAUAUUAUCGAACAUGGAACAUUGUUGUGCAUGAUUGGCUUUAUGCAUACAUUUAUAAAGAAGUUUUUGCUCUUAUUGGAGAAACAAAUCGUGUUAUUCCAGCUAUUGCCGUCGUACUUUUAUCGGCCACUUUUCAUGAAUAUGUUAUGAUAUUUGCACUUGGAUUUUUCUAUCCCGUUAUGUUUGUAUUGUUUGCAAUCGUCGGAAUGUGCUUCUUCUUCUUUCUACCGAGAAAUAAAGGUGUACUCUACAAUAUACUUGUUUGGGCAUUUCUUUUAAUUGGUGUUGGUCUUCAAUCAUGUUUCUAUUUCAUGGAAGCUUACGCAAGAAAAUCAUGUCCACCAAACGACACAUUCUGGGACAAAUUAGUGCCACGAUCAAUCGUUUGCCGUGUUUCAUUGCCAUCAGCUAAACUUCUACAUCUUGAAUUAUAG
This is a messenger RNA of Rotaria socialis, 1563 nucleotides long. Lineage: Eukaryota; Metazoa; Rotifera; Eurotatoria; Philodinida; Philodinidae. The record is from the annotation of a GenBank genome assembly.